GCCUCAGGUGGAGAGGGGCGAGUUGGGAUACACUGUCCCUUGCCCUUUCCCUCCUUGGGCUGAAGCAGACUCCGCGGGAGCGAGGGUCGCGGAGCUGGGUGGCUGAGUCAGCGGAAAUGUCCCUCCAGGCGUGAAGUGUCGGGCUCGGCUGGCGCUUGCGGGAGCUGAGGUCUCCUUACUGGGGGAUUUCAGUUUCGACGUAGUUUUGGAUCCAGACUUGAAGAAUGAUUCGUGAAGGGAAUGGUUGACAGCGUCAUCACGGCAUUUUAUUGAGAGACCAUGGAUUCUUAUGAUGCACCAGAAUCGACUCCUAGACAGUGUGCAUCCUCAAGGCUUAAAGAUUACUUUAUAGGUGCCACCCCUCUUCAAAAACGAUUAGAAUCAGUCAGGAAGCAAACUUCAUUUAUCCCGACUCCACCUCGAAGGAAAAUUCCCCAGUGUUCACAACUGCAGGAAGAUGUUGAUCCUCAAAAGUUUGCAUUCCUUCUGCAUAAACAAUGGACUUUAUAUAGUUUAACUCCCUUAUAUAAAUUCUCCUAUACUAAUUUCAAAGAGUAUUCUAAACUUCUGAAUGCAUUUAUUGCUGCUGAAAAGCAAAAAGGACUUGCUGUGGAAGUGGGAGAUGACUUCAACAUCAAAGUGAUUUUCUCUACUCUCCUGGGAAUGAAAGGAACACAGAGAGACCCUGAAGCAUUUCUUGUCCAGAUUCUGUCAAAAUCUCAAUUGCCAUCUGAGCACAGAGAAGGUAAAGUGUUGUGGACUGGUUGGUUCUGCUGUAUAUUUGGAGACAGUCUUCUGGAGACGGUUUCAGAAGAUUUCACCUGUCUACCCUUAUUCCUUGCAAAUGGUGCAGAGACUAAUACAGCCAUAAUUGGAACCUGGUUUCAGAAAACUUUUGACUGUUAUUUCCGUCCCUUAGCAAUCAAUGCGUUUAAUCUUUCCUGGAUGGCUGCUAUGUGGACUGCAUGCAAAAUGGACCAUUAUAUGGCUACUACUGAAUUUCUUUGGUCUGUACCCUGUAGCCCUCAAAGUCUGGAUAUUUCUUAUGCCAUACAUCCAGAAGAUGCAAAAGCUUUGUGGGACAGUGUUCACAAAACACCUGGGGAAGUUACCCAGGAGGAAGUUGACUUAUUCAUGGACUGCCUGUAUUCACAUUUCCAUAGGCAUUUCAAAAUUCAUUUAUCAGCCACAAGAUUGGUUCGUGUUUCAACAUCUGUAGCUUCAGCACAUACUGAUGGAAAAAUAAAGAUUUUGUGUCAUAAAUACCUUAUUGGAGUGUUGGCAUAUUUGACAGAACUGGCAAUUUUUCAAAUUGAGUGAGGCCUUGUGGGGAUUAUAAGUUAUGGAUUAUAUACCUUUUUCUCAUUGACUAUCUGCCUAAUUGCUAUGCUGAGGGGGACUGCAGGAGAAAUGGGCAUCUGUGCAUCUGUUUUCCUCGCAGUGCCUUGGAGUUACCCAGAUGAAAGCCAAGAAGGAUCUAGAAGAACAAAGAAGGUGGUAGUGGAUGAACCACAGCCAGGUGCUCGUGUAGUAUAGUCCUGGUCAUCUGGGAUGCCAGUCUCUAGAAUAUGCCAAGUUAUUAAUUUGUUGGCCAUCUUU
Messenger RNA from Lipotes vexillifer (Yangtze River dolphin), 1599 nucleotides. It is a transcript of the gene CENPL, whose product is annotated as centromere protein L. The transcript has 7 exons. Bases 280 to 1320 code for a protein of 346 amino acids. NCBI's taxonomy places the organism in Eukaryota, Metazoa, Chordata, Mammalia, Artiodactyla, Lipotidae. The record is from RefSeq and is a predicted model, not a curated record.